AAAUCUGGAGGGAUGCAUUUUUAACUUUUCACAGUAUGCUCAGACCAAAUCUGUCCCUGUUGUUCUUAUUAGUUCCACGUGACCUUGUACAGACAGAUAUUAAAUAUUUACGUUAGACUUUUUUUUUUCAUCUGCAGGCAAAUGGCUGUCACUGUGGGGGGUACUUUUUCUGCCAGGGGUGCUUUUUUCAGCACAACACCAGCCAAAAAUGAAAAGUGUUUGGAUAACAAUAACUAGUGGAACUUAAACGUAAUAGAAUUUUUUUAAAAAGAUGGGACAAAUAGAGAAAAUCAACAGAAACUUCUUGAUCUGAUGGAGGAGGCUCACAUGUCAUCACGUUUAAUGAGUUUCAGUUUAUUCCUAACAGUGUUGUUUCUCCCGUCACCAGUUUGGGUCCUGAACGCGUCACGUUGCUGCACUCACACUGUUUUCGUGGUUUCAGCUGCAGUGUAUUCUCUCAGGACCACUUGUCCUCCAGCUUUACGUCACAUGUUUCAUCUCCUGUCUUCCCUGACACCUUCUGUCUGCAGGAAACGCCACGAGCGUUUCUCAACAGCCUCCCGCCAUGUCUCACAACUACCCGUACAGACGGCCGCCGUCUGACACUGACCUCCGGCCUGAUCCUGGAACUUACAGCUCUGCGGACCACUGCCACACCUCCGACGACUUUUACAGGCCUCAGGAGUCCUUGUCCUAUCCGUCUUCCUCCUCCUCCUCCAGGGCGCCGUUGCAGCCCCCGGCGUUGCAGGCCAGGCCGCCGUUGCAGGCCCCGGCGUUGCAGGACGGCGUUCUGAGCAUCCUGAGCAGCGUUGGUCUGGAGCCAGACGAUCUGGCUCUGCUGGCCGAGCUGCCGGAGGACGUCCUCACCGUCGAGUCGCUGCCGCAUAUCCUCAAGCAGAUCAAAGGCAAGAGAGGCACCAUCAAACCUUUCCUUUCGAGUGCUCCCUCCUCUUCCACCUCCUGUUACUCUGGAAGCUCCACCCAGCGACCCGCCAUCAGCACGGACUGGGACCAGCGGCAGCCGGUCCAGUACCCACUGGGCCAUGUACCGUCCAGCCCUCUUUCAUCUUCUAGCACCUGCAGAGCAGACCACCCACCAUCAUCCUCAUCCUCAUCAUCCUCGGGUUUCACGGUGGACUACCACCACAGACCGGGUCCCUCUGACUAUGGUAAGACUGGUCCAGUUCCUUCUCAGAACCGACCCUCUUUCAGCGCAGCAGAGCCGGGAAACAAAGCUCGCACUUCUUGCUACUCUGAAGCCCGAGCAGCUGAUUUUCCUAAACCGAAACCAAAGGAGGGACACCGCGAGUCCAGAUUCUCUUCCAGCAGGAGCAUCCCAUUGAAGAAACAAGCUCAGGACUUCCACGGGACGACUCCAGCAAUGUACCCGUACUCGUGCUCUCUGUGUCAUAUCACUGUGCUGUCAGAGAGGGUUUGGAUUCAGCACAUCAAUGGCACCCUGCAUGCGGAUGGACAGCUCAGCCUGCUGCAGCAGUUUCCUAACUGGGACUGUCGCAUGGAAACAGCCGGCAGGGAAGAUAACGAACCAGAGAAGCGGAGGGACGAUAAGAAACGCAGCCCGCCGCGGCAGACGUCCAGUCAGAACCAAACACCGCAGACGAACCAGAAACAGCAGAAGAAGACUUCAGAUAAAGGCAAAGUGGUGUGUGUGAAGUUCCCGCCUCAGUCUGUGGACGAGUCGUAUCUGAGGAAACUGACGGAACCGUUUGGAAAGAUCCUCAAGAUUCUCAUGUUUCCGUCUUUAGCGUUUCUGGAGCUGGGCACCGUCGACCAGGCGAAGGACUUGGUGAAGUUCCACAUCAACUAUCCGCCGACUGUGAACGGAGAGCAGAUUGAGUUCAGCAUCUCGAACGCCUUCAGCUUCCUUUGGAGCUGUCAGGUGGUGAGUUUCAGUCCAGCUCCAGCAGGAGAAGACGGCCGAUCAGAUCUGAUCAGCAUCGUGAAGCGCUUCGGCCUGCCGCUCUACACGCUGUUUCUGCCGUCUGUGGCGUUUGUGGAGAUGAGGAAUGUUGUGGACGCUCAGAAGCUGGUCGAUUAUUAUUCUACAAACACUCUGAGGAUCAACAAGGACUCUAUCAAAGUCUCGUUCUCUGAAGAGUACAAGAGGCUCAUGAACAUUCCAUCUGCAAAGAAGUACGAGGAGGAACCCACUUCAGCCAAGAGGAGUUCAAGUCCAGAGAAAAACCAGAAGUCAGGGACCAAGAGGACGAGGAGCGAGUCCAACAGAGACCGCAAGAGCAGGUCCAGAUCAAGAGACAGACAGAUCAGAACCAAGUCCAGAUCCAGAGAUAAAUCUAAAGAAAGAUCCAGCAGACACCGGAAGACUAGAUCCAGAUCCAGAGACAAAUCCAGCAGCAGGUCCUCUAGGAACAACAGGUCUAGAUCCAGCCGAAACACUAGAACAAGGUCCAGGUCCAGGUCCAUGUCCAGUGAUAAAUCAAGAACAAAGUCCAGCAGAGAGAUCAGAUCUAAGUCCAGGGAAAAGUCGGACAGAGAGAAAAAGAGCAGAUCCAAAUCCAGAGAGAAGACCAGCAGAGAGAAAGGGACCGGGUCUGCGUCCAGGUCCAGGGAUGAGUCCAGCACCGGACCGUCCAGGGAAAAGAUGGUGGAACCAGAGUCUAAAGAUGAGCCGACUCCUGUUAGCGGCUCCAAACCUGAAGCUGCAGAGGAGAUGGAGGAGGAGGAGGAGGAGGAGGAGGAGGCGGGGAUGUCUGCAGAGGAGAGCGACAUCGAGGGGAUGGAGGUGAUCGCAGAGGACGGAGAGGAUCUGGAGGACGAAGAAGUGGAAAGUCAGGAGGAAGAAGAGGACGAAGAGGAGGAGGAGGAGGAAGCUGCUGAGGAAAACGAGAGUCCUGCAGAGAGAACGCAGUCACUGGAACCAGGUAGAAACCAAAGUCCACAGGAAGAAGACUUCCCAGUAGACCUGGAGAACUGCAUCACUCUGGAUGAACUUGACGAAGACAAGUCUGAUAAAGACACAGCAUCAGAUGAUGGAGUCCCAGAUAGACCUAAGUCGUCACAGUCCAGCAGAGUGCUCUACUUUGCCAACCUGCCACCGCGGUUCAGCGACUCUGAGUUCGUCAGACUGGUGAAAGGCUUCGGGACGGCGGCGCGCUACAUCCUGAUCCGCACCCGACAAGAGGUCUGA
This is a messenger RNA of Stegastes partitus (bicolor damselfish), 3169 nucleotides long. RefSeq names its product matrin 3-like 1.1 (gene matr3l1.1). Gene Ontology annotation, molecular function: RNA binding. The transcript is spliced from 15 exons. NCBI's taxonomy places the organism in Eukaryota, Metazoa, Chordata, Actinopteri, Pomacentridae. The record is from RefSeq and is a predicted model, not a curated record. The coding region runs from base 566 to 3169 and encodes 867 amino acids. Gene Ontology annotation, biological process: spliceosomal complex assembly.